AUGACUAGCAACACAAAAACAAUGAGAGCAUGUCACGUGAACUGUCAAUCGUUAAUGGCACACCUAGAUGAGUUCAUGACUUUUUUUGUCAACUCUCCUUAUGACAUAAUCUGCCUCUCUGAAACAUGGCUUAAGCCUGCCAUACUCGAUUGCUCCGUCUCUCUNCCUGGAUAUCAGCUAUUUAGGNGUGACAGAAUCGGCAAGAGNGGUGGAGGCGUCGCUUUCUAUCUUACCACUUCUAACCAGGCCAAAAUUUUAAAAUCAUCUGAAAGUAAAUACUCGAAAAAACCAGAAUACUUAANUGCUGAGAUUGUGACUGCUUCACACUCUAAGAUUCUACUUGCUGUAGUUUACAGGCCACCUCACUGUGGACACNUAGGUGAUUUUUUCAACGUUUUCUAUGACUUAUCUAUACACUACAAACACAGCAUAAUCUUNGGCGAUUUCAACGCAGACAUGAACACCAGUACAUUCGAUUCUGAGCAAAUUCGCUCCUAUACGAGAGCGCAUAAUAUGUUUCUCGUGCCGUUCUCUCCCACGUAUCAUACACAAACCUCUUCUACAUUCCUAGAUUUGUGUCUUAUCGACAACGUAGAUAAUCUGAUCUCUUUCAAUCAGCGUGAUGUUUGCUUUUUAUCUUCGCAUGAUCUAAUCGAGAUAAACUAUAACAUCUCCAUCAGGAGAAUCCAAAAGAGAACUAUCACUGUCAGAGACUUCAACUCAUUUGACAACGAUAAAUUUUUAAACGAUCUCUCGAAUUGCGACUGGAGUCGUCUGCUGAAUACCAACGACAUAAAUCACAAAGUUUAUUUAUUCAACCACUAUCUNCUGACCUGCUUUGACGAAAAUGCACCUAUAAAAACGAUACAACCUAGACACUUGCCUGCGCCGUGGUUGACNGCAGAUAUUAAGGUGCGUAUGUCUGAGAGAGGUAGAGCUCGCAGAAGAUGGAGACGAUCCAAGAGUGUAGCAAAUUAUGCUCAAUAUAAGUUAUUAAGAAAUCAGGUACAAACCAUCGUUCGUAGUGCAAAGGAAGAAUACNACCUUGCUACUUUCUCUAAACUUAAAGAUCCUAACUCUAUCUGGAAACAACUUCGGAAAAUUGGCCUUGUAAAAACCAAAACCACUGAGCACACUCUACCAUUUUCAAUUAAAGAGUUAAAUCAAUAUUUCUCUACUCGUCCGCAACUGUCUUCUGUCGGGGAUGCGAUUGACCUUAAAUACAUUAACGAAUCUAACUAUGACGACACCAGACUGUAUUGGAAGAAUGUUGAAUUUUCAGAUGUCAUCAAUGCUCUUCAUAGGAAUAAGUCUAACGCAGUUGGCAAAGACCGCCUGUCUAUCGGACUCAUUAAAAUNGCAUUGCCACAAAUUCUUCCCUUCAUAACGCACAUUUUCAACUUCAGCCUAAACCACGGAAUUUUUCCAUCUAUCUGGAAGUCAGCNAUUGUCUGCCCUGUGCCCAAAACCAAAAGCCCUUCUGAGCUUCAGCACUUUCGACCGAUAUCUAUUCUAUGUGCCAUCUCGAAGGCGCUGGAAUGUAGCAACUCAGAUGACUGA
Molecule: messenger RNA, 1560 nt
Organism: Pseudomyrmex gracilis
Lineage: Eukaryota; Metazoa; Arthropoda; Insecta; Hymenoptera; Formicidae
Exons: 1
Coding region: 1-1560 (519 amino acids)
Molecular function (GO): catalytic activity
Source: RefSeq, a predicted model, not a curated record